AUGCAAUCAUUGUAUAAAACUGUACAAAAAGGCUGGCCAGUGAAAAGGGCACAAGUAUCUCAAGACGUAGUCGAAUAUUGGAAUUAUCGAGAUGAGAUAACGGUCUGUGAGAAUUUACUUCUCAAAGGAGAGCGUAUAAUAAUUCCAACAAAACUGAGAUCGAAUAUAUUGAAGAGAGUUCAUAUUGCUCAUUUUGGAAUCGAAAAGUCAAAAUCAAGAGCAAGAGAUUCCGUCUUUUGGCCAAAUAUCAAAGCUGAUAUAGUAGAUUAUAUUUCCAAGUGUAAAACAUGCUUGAAACAUAGAAGAAGUAAUCAAAAAGAACCUUUGAUUUCACAUGAGAUUCCAAACAUACCUUGGUCUACAGUUGCCUCAGAUAUAUUUUACUACAAAGGAAAAGAUUAUCUGUUGGUUGUUGACUACUUUUCAAAAUAUCCAGAAAUUGCGAGAUUGCAGAAUAAGACGAGUUAUUCUGUAAUAUCAGCUAUGAAAGAAAUAAUUGCUCGCCAUGGCAUACCUGAAAAAAUUGUAGCUGACAAUAUGCCAUUUAACAGUUUAAAUUUUUUGAAAUUCUGCAGAGAUUGGGAAAUACAAAUUGUAACUUCAAGUCCAAAUUAUCCAAGAAGCAAUGAAGCAAGUCUUUCUGAGAGAUUUGUACAGUCUAUCAAGAAUUUGCUAAAAAAGGCUGAUGAUUCUAAUAGAGAUAUUCAUCUGUCGUUACUUGAAUUUCGUAAUACUCCAAUUUCUGAUAUGUCAUAUUCACCGUCUGAAUUACUAAUGAGCAGGAAGCUAAGGUCGAAAAUACCUGUUUCAAAGAAAUUUUUAAAUCCAAAAGUUGCAAAGAAUGUUCACUCUCAUUUGCAUCAAAGAGAAAUUUCAUGA
Molecule: messenger RNA, 879 nt
Organism: Styela clava
Lineage: Eukaryota; Metazoa; Chordata; Ascidiacea; Stolidobranchia; Styelidae
Source: RefSeq, a predicted model, not a curated record